AACACCAUUACACUUAGCAGCAAGGAGUGGUCAUGUUUCCGUAGCAGAACAUCUACUUAAUUCUGGACAUUCGUUGGACCUAAAGGAUAAUGAUCAAGACACACCAUUGCACAAAGCCUGUAAAUACGGCACGCCGGAGGUUAUAGAAUUUCUGCUUCAAAAGGGUUCAGAUCUUCUUGCCUUUGGAAAUGACAACAGGACAUGCCUAGACUCUGCAGUAGCAAGUAAUAACAGCGAGCAUGCUCAGCCUGCGGCUAGACUAAGGGCAAUUAUCCGCCAUCUUGAAAGCAAGUACCCAGAGGAGCAGAAGAAGGUAAUGGAAAUUGUUCGACAAGCCGCUGGCAAGUGGACUGCUCGUUAUGGCAACGGCCGUUUUCUUCAGACUUACCUUCAGCUGGAGGAAUUUUAUUCCGAAGGCCAAGUGGACGCUAACACUCUAGUUGUUCUAGUUAGCGGGGAACAACUUGUUGGGAAGUCCACACUGAUCAAGACAUUGAGAAACGUAGGCGCCAAUGGAACAUCAAACGACUCGAAACGAACCCGAGGCAUCCAGAUGUCCAACUUCACUGAUGAGCGUGGUCAGCAUUUGCGUAUCAAAGAUCUCGCUGGGCAGGACGCGUUUUCAGCGACACACGACAUAUUCUGCCUAUCCACAUCAGUACCAAGCCUCGGUCUUGCUGUUGUCAAUAGCAAAUGGGACGAGAAACUGAUUACAACAAGCAUAACCACCACAGCUGGUCGGUUUUUGAGCAGGAUGCCACCAUCGGUAACAUCAGACCAGCCGUUCAAUGUCAUGAUCAUUGCGACCUUCCGCGACGAGAUCAAGAAAGAGGAUCAUGGAAAACUUGCUGCAAAGCUUGCCACAAGCUAUAGUAGUGUCGAGAAGGAGUUUGGUGAUAAACUCCACUUUCGAGGUCGCUUUGCUAUCAAUGCCACAGUCAAUGACGCGGACUUCGAUCGCCUGAGAGUAAAACUUUCUGAGGUCUGCAGAGAUAUCCUGAGCAAAUCUCGCAAGCAACCCAAAGUGCUCGGCCAGGCAGAGGAAGUACUGGCACAACUUCAUCAAAACAUCCGAGAGCCAUUCUCAACAAAUCUGGAGUUCUGUCGACAGCUUUGUGCGGCUAGCGCUGUAGAGUAUGAUGCCGAUUUCGAUGACGACGACGACGACGACGACGACGACGACGACGACGGCGACGACGACGACGACGACGAUGAUGAUGACGAUGAUGAUUACGAUGACGUUGACGAUGAGAACAGCAUCCACAUCGAACAAAUCCGUCGAUAUCGCAGGAUCCUCAAUGCCUAUGGCCUCAUUGUUUCUUUCUCAUCACCUGAGCUGGACGACAUCAUUGUUAACCGACCCAACUGGUUGCUCUCCACGGUCAUUGGUCUCAUUUUCGCACCACCUGGGCUGGACGAUGAAGAUAUGCUUCACUUCAAAGAUGGUGUUGCAAAGGUCCAGGAAGUCCUGGCCAAGCUUAACCGCUGCGAGGGAGCAGAAGGUCAGGGCCCUCUGCUGCUGCAGAUGGUAGUACAGCUAGGUGUGUUGCUGCAGGAGAAAGAAAGGAUCCUGGCACCCAGCCGUCUUCCGACCGCUGACAACUGCCUCGGCUCACUGGCCAAGAAAGAUUCAUCAUCUCGGUCGGCGUGCGCAGGAGUCUCUUUCACGACUCAGCACUGCUUCUCCACUGCUCUUGUUAUCAGGCUGCAGACAGAGCUGUACGCCUAUUUCCACGAGCUUCACGGCAUUCCUGCUGAGCUCUGGAAGAAUCUGGUGGUGGUGGCUCCAGUCCAUUCCACAGCCCGUGGUUGCAUCUCCGUCACGGACAGCCUGCGCCAAGCUGUCGCUGUUGUCCAUGCGCCUGUUGAAGAUACGCUAGAUGGCUAUUGUCUGCUGGCUCUGUUGCGCAAGGUGUUUGAUAGGCUAGCAGCACAGUACAGCCCGGGCACUAAUUACUCCACGAGCAUCCUCAGCUCCGCUUCCAUUCGUCAGCACCUCCACGAGCCAAGCACCAAGUUUGGUUUCGCUGUGUACGAUGCAGUGGAAGUACGAUCGUCCGUAGCAACACAGGGUAUUCUCUCCACUAGCCACCGUUACGUUGAUCGUGCCCCGCUUCUUCUCGAAUGGCCGGUCAACCAUGCUUCACUGCUCUCUGCACAGUCCUUCGAGUCCGUCCGAGGAAGCCUUGGUGAGUCCGACCUGCCUGCACUGGCCACCUGCCUGGGCCUUACAUCAUCAUCUUCAUCAUGUGGGCACAGUAAUCAUCUACACGCUGCAGCAGCAUUGGUCCACAGCUGGGCAGUUACCGACUACCAUCACACCUCAACCAAGCUUCACCAGCUGCUAGUGAAAUCACCGAACGCCCAGCGCUUUGCAAGGAUCUGCAAGGUGCUACGGCAGCAUGAAGAACUGCUGGCCGCCGAUUUCCCGGACAUAUUCCGGAAGCGUCGGGUGCAAGCCGUCCAGCCGGUCUCCGUCGGAGCUACUUCCUCCGCUGUUCAAUCAGACUCGGCAGAGAGCGUUCCUUCGAGCAGCCAGUCACACUCUGAUCAAGCCAGUCAGUCCACUGCUGCUCGCCAAGAUGAUGCUGGCCAUGCUGAGCAUGGAAGCUGUGGUAUUUUCCUAUCCACUUCACCACUCCAUGGCAUGUGGUCAACGGACGAACGCAUUGCAAACCUGUACGAGGAGAAUGAAGCGGAGCUCUCUGAACAAACAGACUCGGCAGAGAGCGUUCCUUCCGCCAGCCAGUCACACUCUGAUCAAGCCAGUCAGUCCACUGCCGCUUGCCAAGCUGAUGCUGGGCAUGCUGAGCAUCAUGCUGCUCAUGGAAGCCGCUGUGGUGUUGUCCUACCCGGUUCACCACUCCAUGCCAUGCGGUCAACAGACGAACGCAUUGCAAGCCUGCAUGAGGAGGAUGAAGCGGAGCUCUCUGAACAAACAGAGACGUUCUUGGAUAACCCAUUCGACCAUGCCAUCUUCAUAACAAAAAUCCACAUCUGGCUGCAAAAGCUGGAUGCUAAUGGCCUGCGUGACAAAGCACAGGAGUACGGCUUCUUAGCUUUUGAUCAGAUUGACAAGCUCAAACUGACCCUGAGGAACUACGGUGGCAGAGAUCACAAUUCUGAACUACUGGCUAUCAUCAUGGCACAGGAACGUGAUGGCUACAUCAAGCUGUGCAAGAUCGUCAAGGGUUAUGGACAGUACACAACGCAGCUUGAGCAGAUGAACAGUUUGCUGACGGAGAGUGAUCGAGUCUAAUCAGGUUACAGGCGACUACACUCUCUAACCACGUUACACUGUCAUGGUUGUUUGCAUGUUGCACAGCUGGACAUGUUUUUGUCCAUCAUUUCUGAUCACAGUAGUGGUUUGUGCAUUAUUUUCACUGCAGCUUCACUUGCUAGUCUUCAUCAUUACCUCAUGGAAAUGUAUGUGUGCGUGUGUGCAUUGCGAUGUCACUUGUUUUUUACUUUUUUUUACAUGACACAAUUACUAUGUUUAUGAACUACAGCUAUGCUCUUUCGAUUGUUAUUUUUCCCAUCAUUACACCACAGAAUUUGUUUGUGUUACCCACAGUUUCACUCUUUUUUACCCAUCAUUCCAGACCCCUGUGAGCUUUUUUGUCAUUGUUAUUCCCUUGCCAGCCUACAUCACUACCGACCUGCAAUAUGAUUGCGGGUGUGUGUGCAGUGAUGUUUUCAUUCUUUUUCUGUGACUUUUACACAACAUGGUGUGUUUGUGUACAGUGCUGUUGCGCUUGUAUCAUUUCUUAUCACUACAGCCCAGAAUACAUGUGUGGGUGGGUGUGUGGACUGAUCAUGCACUUCAUUACUUUUAUCCAUGAUGUGAGAUCACAGUGUGGUCUUUGUGCAGCUCAUCACUGUUUUCAUUGCUAUUUUCGUUGCUUUUUCACCUCCAGCUGUUUUCGUUGCUUUUUCACUGCCAGCUGUUUUCGUUGCUUUUUCACUGCCAGCUGUUUUUGUUACUGUUUUUUUUGUUUUUCGCUUCUAGUAUUCUACAUGGUUGGAGUCGGCAAAGUAUUUUCAUGCUCUGCUGUUUUCUGACUUUGUUUUCUGAAUCAGUAAGGAACACACUUUGUCGGAACUGCACUUUCCUUGGCAUGCCUUCUUUUUUAAUUACAGCACAGAAUGUGUGUGUUUGUGUGUGUGUGUGUCUGCACUGAUCUUGCACUUGUUUUCCUUAUCAUUGCACAACAUGAUGCUUUUGCACUUUACCAAGGUUUACACCAUGUACCACUGCUGCAGUUGCCUUGCCGGAUCAUUACGUCAUUACGUCAUUACGUCAUUACGGUACACAGCUUGUUAGUGUACUGUGCACUGCACUUUCUCUAUUUUCAUCAUCAUUAUUCGGAAGUCUUGUUUUUCUUAUCCAUACGGAGACCCGACCUUCACAGUGU
This is a messenger RNA of Sycon ciliatum, 4415 nucleotides long. RefSeq lists its product as uncharacterized. The record is from RefSeq and is a predicted model, not a curated record. NCBI's taxonomy places the organism in Eukaryota, Metazoa, Porifera, Calcarea, Leucosolenida, Sycettidae. Bases 317 to 3259 code for a protein of 980 amino acids. The transcript has 16 exons.